Mustela erminea (ermine) is the source of this 3288-nucleotide messenger RNA. It is a transcript of the gene QRSL1, whose product is annotated as glutaminyl-tRNA amidotransferase subunit QRSL1. NCBI's taxonomy places the organism in Eukaryota, Metazoa, Chordata, Mammalia, Carnivora, Mustelidae. The transcript is spliced from 11 exons. The record is from RefSeq and is a predicted model, not a curated record. Gene Ontology annotation, cellular component: glutamyl-tRNA(Gln) amidotransferase complex; mitochondrion. Gene Ontology annotation, biological process: mitochondrial translation; glutaminyl-tRNAGln biosynthesis via transamidation. Gene Ontology annotation, molecular function: glutaminyl-tRNA synthase (glutamine-hydrolyzing) activity. Bases 130 to 1719 code for a protein of 529 amino acids.
UCAAAGAGAGCUAAGUGGGAAAAUCUUCAAUGAACGAAAAGGAGUACUGGGAGAUGGUGGAUUCACACCCCAGGGAGAGUGAUCUAAGCUCCUCCAAGGCCUGUCCUUCAGCUGAGCUGGCGUUUCUGAAUGAAGGGGGGAAGAGGAAGGCACUGCGGAGUUUCUGCAGCACUGAAACAAGGCCAAAUUACUCCAACAGAGCUCUGUCAAAAAUGUCUCUCUCUUAUCAAGAAGACCAAGUUUCUAAACGCUUACAUUACUGUAUCAGAAGAGGUGGCCUUAAAGCAAGCUGAAGAAUCAGAGAAAAGAUACAAGAAAGGUCGCUCACUUGGGGAUUUAGAUGGAAUUCCCAUUGCAGUAAAAGACAACUUUAGCACGUCCGGCAUUGAGACAACUUGUGCCUCAAACAUGCUGAAAGGUUACGUACCACCUUAUAAUGCUACAGUUGUUCAGAAGUUGUUGGAUCAGGGAGCUGUCCUGAUGGGGAAAACCAAUUUAGAUGAGUUUGCAAUGGGGUCCGGAAGCACAGAUGGUGCAUUUGGACCAGUUAAAAACCCCUGGAGUUAUUCAAAACAAUACAGAGAAAAGAGGAAGCAGAAGCCCCACGGGGAGAACGAGGAUUCAGACUGGCUUAUAACCGGAGGAAGCUCAGGAGGGAGUGCGGCGGCCGUAGCAGCAUUCACAUGCUUUGCGGCUUUAGGAUCAGAUACAGGAGGAUCGACCAGAAAUCCAGCUGCCCACUGUGGGGUUGUUGGUUUCAAACCAAGCUAUGGCUUAGUUUCUCGUCAUGGCCUCAUUCCCCUGGUGAAUUCAAUGGAUGUGCCAGGAAUCUUAACCAGAUGUGUGGACGACGCAGCAAUUGUGCUGGGUAUGCUGGCCGGGCAUGACCCCAAAGAUUCUACCACAAUACAAGACCCUGUCAAACCAUUUACACUUCCCACUUUGACAGAUGUGAGCGAACUAUGUAUAGGAAUUCCGAAGGAAUAUCUUGCACCAGAAUUAUCAGGUGAAGUGCGAUCUUUUUGGUCCAAAGCUGCUAACCUCUUUGAGUCUGAGGGGGCCAAAGUAAUUGAAGUGUCCCUGCCUCACACCAGUUAUUCAAUUGUCUGCUACCAUGUAUUGUGUACAUCGGAAGUGGCAUCGAAUAUGGCAAGAUUUGAUGGGCUAGAAUAUGGUCAUAGGUGUGACAUCAAUGUGUCUACUGAAGCCAUGUAUGCUGCAACCAGGCGAGAAGGGUUUAAUGAUGUGGUGAGAGGAAGAAUUCUCGCAGGAAAUUUUUUCUUAUUAAAAGAAAACUAUGAGAAUUAUUUCAUUAAGGCACAGAAAGUGAGACGACUCAUUGCUAAUGAUUUUGUGAAGGUUUUUAACUCUGGAGUGGAUGUCUUGCUGACUCCCACCACCUUGCAGGAGGCAGCACCAUACCUGGAGUUCAUUAAAGAAGACAACAGGACACGAAGCGCCCAGGAUGACAUUUUUACACAGGCUGUCAAUAUGGCAGGAUUGCCAGCAGUGAGUGUCCCUGUGGCUCUCUCAAACCAGGGGUUGCCAAUAGGACUACAGUUUAUUGGACGUGCAUUUUGUGACCAGCAGCUCCUUAAAAUUGCCAAGUGGUUUGAAAAACAAGUACAGUUUCCUGUUAUUCAACUUCAAGAACUAAUGAAUGAUGGUUCAUCAGUCUCUGAAAUUGAAAAGUUAGCUUCUGUUUCUCUGAAACACUAGUGAUAAAUAUAGCACGCAAAUUAAAAUAACUUGAAGAUUUUAUAUUCGAGAGAAGUCCGAUGAUCCUGCUCAAUUCCUGUAAUUUGGUUCCUUGUCAACACAGUCGUUCGUUGGAAUCCCCUUUUAAAACUCUUGUGAUACCGUUAAUUAUAAAUCACUACCAGCAUCUAUGAGGUAUCCACUGAGUGUAAAGUACAGAAUUUUUACAUUAACACAGACACACGUUCGUGGAAAGUGAGGCAUUCUGCAAAAAUGUUCAUUAAGAACAGAGCUUAGAGUACAAGUAAGCUUAGGGAUAAGCCGCUCAGAACUUCCACAUCUUUGUAACCAAAGUGCUAAUAAAAGCUGUAAUUUGUGCCUCCAGAGAGAACGUGAACAGCCAGGCAGAUGGGCAACUCAAACAUAGUGGAGCUGCCUUGGGGGAGGUUAAAAAAGGCACAAAAACAAUAAAAUGGGAAUAUUUGCUUCUGAGUGCUGAACGAAGGAGGUAGAAGAGGCGCUCCGAGCGCUGGAGGAAGUGCGACGUGCUGGGGCCCAGGGUCAUGCAAGACUGGGGGUACGCCCCUCUGGGGACGAGCGCAGGUGCAGACGCUCUUGAUUGCUCUAAAUAUAGAGCUGCAGUGACUGAACACUUUGUCCUGUUUUGCUAACGUUGGAAAUGUGACUUCUGCCAUCGCAGGACCCCAUGCCAAGGAACUAGAACAACUCCAUGGAACUCAUUCUCCUAUUUACCAACCACAAAGGAACUCGCUGGUGUCACAGAAACAUUUGCUGUAACCUAAGAGUCCAUAUUGGACUUGAAACUUGGGAGGCAGUGGAGCAUGAUUUUAGUGAGAAAGUUUCAAGAUAGACAAGUAUACCCAGUAUGAAAAACUGGCAGAUAAUCUGGUGAGGAUGCCACAGCCUCCUUCCUCACCCGAGCUUUCUCUGUUACUUACAGUUUCCUUACCCUCUUAGUUUCUUUACAGAUGCUCUCUGUUUGGGUCCCUUGAGCCCAAAGGGACAGUAACGAGAAUCCAUAUUCAAUUUGAAAGAAAAUUUUAGGAAAAUCAUUCAUUUCACCACUAUAAAGUUUCAUUAUUGGACUUGUCUUUGCCAGAACACCAUUGUCAUCUCGCGUUGAUCAGGUCUUCAAAUUUGGCACUUACGUACAACUGAUAAUUGUAAGUGGGAAGGUGAAUUGUUAUUAAAUAAAUUCACUUUGUUUAGUAAGGAAAAAGUCUUUUCUAAAUACAAGGUACACGCAAGAGAAGUCUAAGUGGCAGAACCUUCUGCAGGGUCACUGGAAUGUUGUAUGGUGGGAAGUUAGCUUGCCUGUUACUUUCUCAUUAACAGUUUUCUCUCCUCCCAGGAUCCUUCCACUCCCAAAUGGUCUGACAAAGUUUAUAUAAAAUCUUUCUGUGCCAGCCCCACCAGUUUUCUUAUGAAUCAUGACUGAAUCCCUGAAAGAGGAAGACAUUCACAAGAGAGAAUUGCAUUUUUUUGUGACAAGGGAAAACCAUCUUAGUUUGAAGGAGCUAAUACGAUGUAAAAAGCAAACAAUAAAUCUUUGCCCCAGUCUUUUUUUAA